UCAGUGUCUGAUGACGAACUUCCCCACGAAUCACUAUCACUCAAUUCUGCAAGUGGUUCUGAUUUACUAUCGCUGUUCUCUAGCUGGUCUAAAACCGAUUUUGACCUAAAGGGACGCUUUUUGGACGCCGUGGACUUUCUCAGUUUCCAGGCAGAAAGAACGGUAAAAAUGCAGGCAGGGCACAGGACAAAGCACUAGGGACAAAAUGUAUGUGAAAUGGUUUGAUACAGUAAUGUUUUACUAUGUGACUUUAGUGUAUUGACAAAAAUGUCAUCUUUUAAAAAUUUCAAAUUUCCCGCCGGUUCCACCGCCCGACCCCCCGAAACGUUCCGACGUCACAGGGACCGGAACACGGAAGCCAGAUGCCGGCAUCCGCCGGAGGAGGAGAUGGACGGGGACACUGCAGGGGGACCCA
Staurois parvus is the source of this 415-nucleotide messenger RNA. The record is from the annotation of a GenBank genome assembly. NCBI's taxonomy places the organism in Eukaryota, Metazoa, Chordata, Amphibia, Anura, Ranidae.